Messenger RNA from Prorocentrum cordatum, 543 nucleotides. Lineage: Eukaryota; Dinophyceae; Prorocentrales; Prorocentraceae. The record is from the annotation of a GenBank genome assembly.
GAAGUUGGAGACACCCGCGGGCGCUCUUGGGCCUCGAUCCUCUCAGCCGACGCUGCCGGGGUGGCCCGACUGCUCGGCGACGCCUUCGACGUCGCGGCGAGGGGUUCCUGGCGGCCGGGAGGCGCCUUCGACGUCGCGCCCGGGAACGCCGCCGGCUUGGGGCGCGCCUUGCAGGGCACUGGCGCCUCGAUGCCAGACUGCGGGCGCGCCACGUGGGGCACUGGCGCCUCCGCGCCAGACUGCGGGCGCGCCUUGCGGGGCGUCGUCGUCUCGGAGGCGAUCGGCGUCGUCGCCUCCGCGCGGGCGCGCGGAGGCGCCGCUUGGCAAGGAGGGAGCAGCCAGGCGCCCCCGUCGCGGCCUUCCGCCGCAGGCGCGCUCCUCGACGAGGCGGGGGGCGGCGGCAGCCACCAGCCGCGCCGGUCCAACGGCGCGUGCCAGGCCUUGCCGUCGUGCGCCGCCGCAGGCGUUGCGCCCACUGAGGGCGCGGCACGCGUCGGCGCAGGAGCAGACGGUUGCCCCUUCGGCACGAGGGGCGCGGAUUAG